This is a messenger RNA of Zophobas morio, 3111 nucleotides long. Its product is annotated as cytosolic carboxypeptidase Nna1-like. Bases 200 to 2980 code for a protein of 926 amino acids. Gene Ontology annotation, biological process: proteolysis. The record is from RefSeq and is a predicted model, not a curated record. The transcript has 13 exons. Lineage: Eukaryota; Metazoa; Arthropoda; Insecta; Coleoptera; Tenebrionidae. Gene Ontology annotation, molecular function: metallocarboxypeptidase activity; zinc ion binding.
GUCCAAUAAUUCAGUUCCAAGAAUCCAUCCCAACGCGAAGUUCCCUGAAAGAAAGGCGGAGAAAAGUCAGCGCGAACCUAUCGAUCCCUCCAUCCCCAUGGAAAUGUGAAGUUUACCCCCGACGUCCAACUGUCAACUUUCACAGUCUGACAGACGGUGAGAGAUGGAGUGCAGCUGAUCGUGGAUUUUCCGAACCAGAAUGGAAUCGGAAAAUGAAAGCAGCAAAGACGUGACAGUUCGAGAUUUACAAGCCUCACUCUUCCCGCCGACUCCCAAAACUGCCACCAGCUUCUUCUCUAACUUUUACCUCAAGACGAACUUCGACGACGACCUUACCGAUGACGGCAUCAAAAAGGAAGCCCCCCAGAGGGAGCUGUUCUCUUUGAGCCGGGAGAGCAACUUUGUGCCUCAGCCGCCGCGAUGGCCCACAGAGUGCCAAGUUCUGGAGGACAAAAUCACACAUAUCUCUUACUUGCCGCCGACUCCGGAGCCCUACUAUGUUCCCACGGGCAAAGAGCCUCAGCCCAAACCCACGGGGGACGAGUGCGGGAUCAUUGUGUACCAGUACACCCCGAUUAGCGCCGUUAACUAUUUUAGCAGGUCUAGUGUUGGAGGUAGCAGGUACCUUCUCCCGGCUUGUCUGUGUCCGGAAGAAGACAGCCUUCGGUUUGAGUCGAGGUUCGAAAGCGGUAAUUUGGCUAGGGCUAUCCGCAUCACCCCCAACUUCUACGAAUUGUACCUGCGUGCUGACAUGUACACCAACCGGCACAUGCAAUGGUUCUACUUCCGGAUCACCAACAUGCGGAAGAACUUCCUAUACAGGUUUUCAAUCGUGAAUUUCUCCAAAGAGGAUAGUUUGUACAACGAAGGGAUGCGGCCUCUGAUGUAUUCCACGAAAGACUCUCAGCUCCACUCGAUCGGUUGGAGGAGGUGCGGGGACAACGUCACCUACUACAGUAACGACAACGUGACCCCCGAGGAACCCGAAUCUCAAAUGACGUACACUUUGUCGUUCACGAUGGAGUUUCCGCACGAGGACGACAUCGUCUACUUGGCUCAUUGCUACCCCUACACCUACUCCGACUUGGAGGACUACUUAACCGAACUGUCCAACCAUCCUAUCAAAUCCUCCUACACCACCAUCCGUCUCCUCUGCAAAAGUCUGGCCGGUAAUAACGUCCAUUACAUCACUAUAACAUCGCCACCAAUUCCCAACGAGUCUAGAAAUAAACGAUCCGUUGUUCUCACCGCACGCGUCCACCCCGGCGAAACCCCGUCCUCGUGGAUGAUGAAAGGCUUUUUGGAUUACUUAACCAGCGAUUGUGCUGUGGCCAAAGAAUUGCGUGACAAGUUCAUUUUUAAAAUAGUUCCUAUGUUGAACCCCGAUGGAGUGAUAGUCGGAAAUAACCGAUGUUCCCUGUCGGCGAAAGACUUGAAUAGGCAGUACCGCACGGUCAUGAGGGACGCGUACCCGUCCAUUUGGUACACGAAGUUGAUGGUACGGAGGCUGUUGGAGGAGUGCGGAGUAGCGAUGUACUGCGACCUCCACGCCCACUCCAGGAAGCACAACAUCUUCAUCUACGGUUGCGAGAAUCGACGAGGUGCGGAACGAAAGUUGCAAGAGCAGGUUUUUCCCCUCAUGCUGCACAAAAACACUGCCGAUAAAUUUUCCUUCGAAAGUUGCAAAUUCAGGAUACAGAAGGCAAAGGAGGGAACUGGGAGAGUGGUCAUGUGGAUGAUGGGGAUUGCCAAUAGUUACACCAUGGAGUCGUCGUUCGCUGGGUCCACUCUAGGUACUCGAGCUGAAAGUCACUUCACCACGCAAGACUACGAACAAAUGGCCAAGUCUUUCUGUCAAACGUUGCUCGACUUCUAUGACGAUGACCCGAGAAAGGAGAAGUUAAGAACUAAGAUUAUUAAUAGAUUAAUGAAAGAAGGGUCGAACGCGGAUGAGCCUACGAACAUCCAGUUGAGUGACUACUCGAGUGACGAAGGAGACACUUCCAGUAGUAGUUCAAACGAAGUUGGCCGCACCGACGACGAAUUGUUCGUACCAGCAGUACCACCACCAUCUCCCAUCAUCUACAAGAAAUUCAAGCCCAAAGUGCACCGCGCCAAGAUGAAGAUCCUAAACACGAGUCCCAACGCUGCCAGAAAACCUCUGCCAAUAUGUAAAACUACUCUAGGGCUUUAUCUGUCUAAAAAAGAAGCUAAAUACUCGUCCGACAGCAGUACUUCCGACGACGAAGAACACUUCAAAAUAGAAAAAACAAAGUCGAAGCCCGUUCGUCGAAAACCGAAGAAGAAGAAAGGGACUGUUAAAAAGAAACCACCUUGUGCCUUGUCCGACUGCGAAAUCCAAUACAAAACAAACACAGUGCGAAGCAGUAUUUCUGUUUUUGAUUUGGUUCCAAGUGAGAAGAUUCGUAGCCAAAACGCAACGAAGCGAUCGAAAACGCCACAACCAAGAGUCGAAAAGAAGAACACGAUCACGCAACAACUGUCAGAAGUCCAAGCCAAACUGAUUAGUUUGAAAAACAAACUGUGGUAUGGACUUGGAGGUGGCGAAAACGAACCGUUGUCGUGGGGUAGAAGCCAAUUCAACUUCCCCGGUACCAGCCCCCCUCCUGUCAAAGUCUGUCACAAAAAGCACCGCAAAAAGACCGGUUGCAAGCCUGACAAACAGCCCGACAGGAAAAAAGACACUUCGAAACCAAAAGCGGAACUGAAGAAAACUGCGAAUGGAUUGAGGCGACAGACGGCUGUAGAAUGGGGGCGCUGCUGUGAGCAGAUUCAAAAAUCGAAGAGUUUCCCCGACAAUGCGUUGUCUAGGAUAGUCGACAUCAAAACCAAGCUAAGUUUGUACAGUUGCGACGAGGAGGACAAAACGGAAGUUAAGAAAAAGAAGAAGAAAAAGACUAAGUUUGGGAAGAAGGCCAAAACUGUUUCGCAUGCGAAGAUUUUUUUCACUAAAGACUGACAGUGCUUAUGCAAAACACAAUCAACUUGUACUGCCGUAGUUGUGAUAAUAAGUUAGUGGCUGAAGCGUUUUAGUUAUUUGUAGACAUGCCGUCAUUCAUUCGACUUUUAAUAAAUUUUUACGAAAACAAA